Molecule: messenger RNA, 678 nt
Organism: Protopolystoma xenopodis
Lineage: Eukaryota; Metazoa; Platyhelminthes; Monogenea; Polystomatidea; Polystomatidae
Source: the annotation of a GenBank genome assembly
AUGAUAACUGCCAUGAAGUAUCUGAUUAUUUGGGCAGAUUCUGGCAAUAGUAAUUCAUUGGGAGCUGGAGUUGGCUCAAUCGAGUCUGAUUUUGCCACCACAAGUAGCAGCCAAACUAGCAAACCUAUCCUUACACAAAACAACAGCCCAUUGGCAACAUAUGGUCGCUUGGUGGCCCCUAACCCUGAAGGCCUCGAAAACUUGGCUCCUCUGCCAUUUCAAUCCAACGAGUCCUGUGUCGGACCUGAAAGUUCCAGCUCCUCCAUAUCCUUUGUAUCCACAGGCCUCUCAGUCGAAUUGGCCAAUGUUCUAACUAACUCUGGCUCAUCUGUUAGCCAUUGUGAUCAAUUCUCCAAAUUUGCUUACGACUGUCCACUAGCUACUUGUCUUACUCGGCUAGCUGACUCUGAUCCGGGCGUUCAGCGUGCUGCUUUGGUUGCAUUGAACACAGCUGCGCAUCAUAUUCCUGCAAGAUUGGCACCAUUGCUGACAAUGUCCAUCCCUACCAUUUGCACAUCUGGUGAUCUGACCACGGACUCUUCAGAAUCGAUUUCUUUAUGCACUCUGCUCUUCCGUGAAACUGCUGUUCGACAAGAACUCAUUCGCAAAGUGGAAAUGGGGCCAUUUAAACUGCAAGUCGAUGACGGCCUUGACAUGCGAAAGGCUUUCAUCUUUUAG